This is a messenger RNA of Williopsis jadinii, 1008 nucleotides long. RefSeq lists its product as uncharacterized. The record is from RefSeq and is a predicted model, not a curated record. Lineage: Eukaryota; Fungi; Ascomycota; Saccharomycetes; Phaffomycetales; Wickerhamomycetaceae. Bases 1 to 1008 code for a protein of 335 amino acids. The transcript has a single exon.
AUGGACGAGGAACAGACUGCUGCGAUCAGCUCAGUGCUUGAGCAACACGAAGAGAAUGUGAAGGUGAAGGCUGAAGACAAGAAAGCAGCCGAGAAUGGUUCAAAGGGUAGAGAUGAAGAGGGUUCCCACAAGUCAGGGCCAACUGCUGUAACCUCCAGGGCUAAUGCUACAUCGAAGGCCACGAUAAACUCACACAAGGUGUUCUCUGUUGAUCCCUCUUUGAAAGUCGGUAUUGGUAUUGUUAAUGACAUUGUCGGACCAAGGGCUGGUGAUAAGUCACAGGCGCAGCACACUCAACAGCCACCUCAGCACCAACAGGCUACCACUGUGAAUGAAAGUGGUGUUGGUGUAGCACAGUGUACACGUUGUAAAAAGGACUAUGCCAUAUAUAAUGGUAAGGUGUUCAAACUGUGUCCUCACUGCCGUGAAUUGCAGAGACUGAGAUCACGAAGAUGGCAAGAGAAGACCAAAGCCACUAGCGGAAGCUGUAGAAGAUGUGGAACUGCCAUUCCACAGGACCAGUCUAAAUAUGUCCUGUGUCCACCGUGCCGUCUCAACUUGAGAAACACGAAGGCCCAGAGAUUGGAGAAGGGAAAAUGUGUGCACUGCUCUGGAGAGAAUGAUUCUCAAACAUUCAAAGUGUGCUUCCGUUGCAGGGCUAAGGACAGAGAGAGACGGAGACAAUUGGAGCUGAAUAACCAGUGCAAUAGGUGCUCUUCAAAGCUAUCAAACGAGGACAUGGGGAGAAAAGUGUGCCUCAAUUGCAGGAACAGAAACAGAAACAAGAAGUCCUCAUCAGCGGAGAAGACUACCAUUAUGACCUCUUCACAACCGGGAUUCGACAUUACAAACACGAAUACAAGCUCUCUCACACAUGCAAAUACAACUUCCGGCACAGCAGACAACAAGACUACUAGCCUCCAUCCACAGGAUCACGACAUUCCAACGAAGCAGCAGGUGGAACUGGUCCAACAGUUGGAGGCCAACAUGUUUGCUCAACAACCUUGA